Messenger RNA from Paramecium pentaurelia, 1036 nucleotides. The record is from the annotation of a GenBank genome assembly. Lineage: Eukaryota; Ciliophora; Oligohymenophorea; Peniculida; Parameciidae.
UAUGAGUAGAGUGAAUAAUUUAUUGUCAUAACUUCAAAAGUACAAGAAUACAAGGUUACCUAAAAAAGUGAAAAUUGUAGAGAUGGGACCAAGAGAUGGAUUAUAAAAUGAAAAGACAAUUGUACAAAGUGAAGAUAAAGUAAAAUUCAUAAAUCUGUAUUAAUCCAAUUCAAUUUUAAGAUUAUCUUAAUGUGGCUUUUAAGCAAUAGAGACAACUAGUUUUGUAUCAAAGAAAUGGGUACCAUAAAUGGGAGAUGCUUCUGAAGUUUAUUCAAAAAUUGAAAAAUUUCCAAAUGUGAGUUAUCCUGUAUUAGUUCCCAAUAUAACUGGAUUAGAUUAAGCAUUAAAGGUUGGAGUUAAAGAAAUAGCUGUAUUUGGAGCAGCUUCUGAAGCAUUUUCAUAAAAAAAUAUAAACUGCUCUAUAGUAAGAAUUAUUUAAUAAGUAUAGGCUGAUUCACUAAAAAGAUUUAAUGAUGUUGUAAUAAAAGCCUAAUAAAAUGGAAUUAAAAUAAGAGGAUAUGUAUCAUGUGUAAUGGGAUGUCCAUAUGAAGGGGAUAUUGAUCCAUUAAAAGUAGCAGAAGUGACUUAAAAAUUAUUUGAAAUGGGUAUUCAAAAGUUAAAUGAAUAUAUUUAGGUUGUUAUGAAGUUUCUUUGGGAGAUACAAUAGGAGUUGGGACUCCAGAGAAGACGAAAAAUUUAAUGUAAGCUCUUUCGUAAUUCGACUUUAAAAAAUUGGCUGUUCAUUUUCAUGAUACCUAUGAUAGGGCAAUUCCAAAUAUACUGGUUGCUUUGGAAGUAAUUUAAUUAUGACAAUAAAUAAUAUAGCAUGGUAUUGAAGUUGUUGAUUCAUCUGUUUCAGGAUUAGGUGGAUGUCCUUAUGCAGGUAAGCCAAGUGGAAAUGUGGCUACAGAAACUGUCAUUAAUUCUUUGAAUUAUUUAGGAAUCGAAACAGGUAUUGACAGAGAAAAACUAAAGAAAGCUUCAGAUUUUAUUUGUGGUUUGUUAAAUCGAUAAAAUAUAUCAAUCAAUUUUUGAG